Perkinsus marinus ATCC 50983 is the source of this 160-nucleotide messenger RNA. RefSeq lists its product as hypothetical. The record is from RefSeq and is a predicted model, not a curated record. The annotation marks the transcript as partial. The transcript has a single exon. NCBI's taxonomy places the organism in Eukaryota, Perkinsozoa, Perkinsida, Perkinsidae.
GUGAAUGCUCUUUGAACGACGUUAACCGUAAUGUGAGCCGGAUCAAGAAGACUCUGAAUCGACCUGCUUACCUUGACGACUGCUAUAAGAUCGGUAUUUGCAACGUGUUGCCCACAUCCAUCAGCACAGCUGCUGGGAGAGGCCGCAACAGCGCAUUUCC